Messenger RNA from Sesamum indicum (sesame), 850 nucleotides. RefSeq names its product mitochondrial pyruvate carrier 1. Gene Ontology annotation, cellular component: mitochondrial inner membrane. The record is from RefSeq and is a predicted model, not a curated record. NCBI's taxonomy places the organism in Eukaryota, Viridiplantae, Streptophyta, Magnoliopsida, Lamiales, Pedaliaceae. Gene Ontology annotation, biological process: pyruvate import into mitochondria.
UAUUUGUGUUCUCCUUAAUUUAUGGUUGGGAUUGUUGUGAGGAUCUUUUUAUCAUGAGUUGAUGCUUUUAUUUUUCUUUGUUCAAAUCUUGAGAGUUUGAACGUUGCAUUCAGGGGAACAGACAGUGUAUGUGGGUCUGAGGUUUUUUACUGACGAAUCCAUGGCUUCCUUCAAAGCAUUUCUGAACAGUCCUGUUGGUCCCAAGACAACUCAUUUUUGGGGUCCUGUAGCUAACUGGGGAUUUGUCAUAGCAGGAGUGGUCGACAUGAAGAAACCUCCAGAAAUGAUAUCUGGCAACAUGACUGCAGCAAUGUGCGUAUAUUCUGCGUUAUUCAUGAGGUUUGCAUGGAUGGUUCAGCCUCGGAACUAUCUGCUACUCGCAUGCCAUGCCUCAAAUGAGUCUGUCCAACUCUAUCAAUUCUCCCGCUGGGCCAAGGGCCAAGGGUACUUGGGAGAGAAGAAACCUGAGGCCUCACCUCAGUGAACUGAUGCCGCUUUCCUGUUUUUUCUUACUUGAAAACAAGGUCCUUGUGCCGACUGAACCCACCAACCAGAAAACGAAACCAACACCCCAGCGCCCCUGCUAGCAAAAACUUUAGUUGUCGGUUCAUGUGAUUAAUCUUAAUUUCAGGUUGUCAAGACUUUUGUACUUGAUGUAACAUCAAAGUCCAAAUACAACUUAUUUCGUGUAGAUCAUCGGUUUUACGGUGCUCUGAUUGUGCCAGCCAGUUAUUGGAACAUAAUAAGACACUGUGAUUUAAGAAGACUUGGCCACCAAAAGCCAUGUGUGUUAAAACAUUGUUGAAGUUGCUCUGUAAAGGGUUUAUCAUGAAUUUUCUGCUUUUGAAUC